AUGAGUUAUCAGAUUCACCCCGGUCCCCUUUACAGUACAGUGUUGUUUUUGGCAAAUGAACAUCGUGCGAGGGAGGUUUUCAAGUGCCCCAAGGACUAUCGGGACCCAAUGAGUAUAAAACGUGACGAUCGUUCAUUUUGGUCGCUUAUAAAGGAUAAUCCGAUAGGACCACGCGUCCAAAGUAUAAUUUGUCAAGCGGGCUUCGACGGUAUCCUCGAUAGUGGGUAUCGGUACAUUGACCACGCGUUAAUAAACGCGUUGGUUGAGCGUUGGAGGCUCGAAACCCACACUUUUCACCUCCCCUUCGGUGAAACCACAGUGACUCUACAAGACAUUAAUGUUUUGUGGGGUCUACCAAUAAAUGGGGAGGUAUUUUCCGGUAUGGAAACGCCGAUUACAUUGACCAACGACGUUAUAAUGUGUCAAAAUUUGUUGGGGUUUACCCCUGAAAAAAAUCAUUUUUGGGGGAAAAGAAUAAGUUCAAUCCGUAUUUUACAGGAGAUAAUAGCACCGUUAAAUGAAGAAACGGCAACGGACGAAGCGUGCAUUAUACGUGCUCGUUUAGUAAUUUUUUAUUUACUAGGAUGUACAUUAUUUCCUGUUAAUUCGAAUAAUUGGAUAGCUCUUCAUUAUCUGCCUUUCCUAGAAGAUUUGGGGCAAUGUUCUCAGAUCAGUUGGGGAAGUGCUGAUUUAGGCUAUUUGUACAGAAAUCUUUGUAACGCCACAACUCCGGAUGCUCUAGGUCUUACCGGUCCUGUGUCUAUUUUACAAGUAUGGGCAUGGGAGAGGAUUCGGUGUCUUGCACCGGAGCCUAACGCGAUCUUCAACUACCGCGCCCCGAUAGCUGCUCGGUGGAAGGGGAGUCUAAACGCCGUUGAUGUUCCGACACAUUGCCUCAGAACCUAUCGAUCUCAGCUUCAGUCGUUGAAAGAGGCAAUGUUUAUGUGGCAACCGUAUGAUGCCGUGGUGGACAGCCUCCCGGAGAUCUGCACCAGUAGGAGGAAUAGUUGGAGGUGUGCCUGCCCGUUGAUUUGCUGGGAUGUUGUGGAGCAUCACUAUCCGCAACGGGUUAUGCGGCAGUUUGGCAUGGUUCAAUAUAUACCUUCACCAAUAAAUAUUGAGGUCGGUGAGCAUGAGCGGCUCUAUUCUUUAGUCCGGAAUGGUAAGACUGGGUGGGACUGGAAAAGUCAUCAUGAACCGUAUGUUAACGCUUGGAACCAUCGUGAGCAUAAUGUUGUAAACGGACAACAAAUCGAGACUUAUUCCGUGGCCAACGAUUAUAUGACGUGGUACUUAGAACAUACGGUCGUGUAUUUGACCAACCCACGACAACCGCUAGAACCCAUGGCAGGAUUUCAGGAUGACGGUGCCACGGUACAAAUGAUGGCUGACUCUUUGGGUGUAAUACACCGAAGCCAAGAUAUGGAGACGAUGCAACAGACAACAUACCGGGCUUUGAACAUGUCAAAUUUAGCGGAAUAUACCCAACAUCCAACCAAUUUGACAAAUGACCCGGUGGACCUGUCAUCCUAUCCUGGUAGUCAGAGGAUGCGUAGGCGACGUCGUCGCGGCCGUGGUGCGGCAAACGUUCAAGACACCGGCGCUGGUCAAUGGGGAAGGAAUUAUGAAGAAGGGGGUGCAUCCGGUGUUAAUCACGAACAAAACAACGAGCCCCUCUGA
This is a messenger RNA of Helianthus annuus (common sunflower), 1680 nucleotides long. Its product is annotated as serine/threonine-protein phosphatase 7 long form homolog. The coding region runs from base 1 to 1680 and encodes 559 amino acids. Gene Ontology annotation, biological process: meristem development; meristem maintenance. The transcript is spliced from 4 exons. Lineage: Eukaryota; Viridiplantae; Streptophyta; Magnoliopsida; Asterales; Asteraceae. The record is from RefSeq and is a predicted model, not a curated record.